Eufriesea mexicana is the source of this 2174-nucleotide messenger RNA. RefSeq lists its product as uncharacterized. Gene Ontology annotation, molecular function: catalytic activity. Gene Ontology annotation, biological process: nucleoside metabolic process. The record is from RefSeq and is a predicted model, not a curated record. The transcript has 12 exons. Lineage: Eukaryota; Metazoa; Arthropoda; Insecta; Hymenoptera; Apidae. Bases 363 to 2174 code for a protein of 603 amino acids.
ACGAGUGUUCAAGUCGAUCACUUAACAUCACCUACUUUUUGUGCUAAUGAACUUUGUGCAUCUUUUCUACUAUGCAUUACCUUUUAAAGACUCCGUUUAUUGUGUCUACACAAGGAAUGGUUGAUUAGAUAGAGUAAGAAGAUCAUACAUAGUUCUCGUCUUGAGGCGCGAACACCGAUCUCCGUGGUGGGAUAGUGAAGAAGGCGGUUAAAAAGUCGCGCAGUAGAGAACGACAGUUGUUAGUUGAGCGUACGAGUUCAAGCUUGAAGCUUAGUUUUGUUGAAAUUAAGUGUUCCUUUUGUUAUCUAUUAUUUAUUUAGUGUUAUAAAAAUAUUAUUUGUAAUAAGCGAAAAAUAAGGUGAAUGAUAUCCAAAAUGAAUGAUAAAAAGACAGUAGAACUCAUUGUCAUGACUCCAAAAUCUAAGACUGCAAAUUCCACAACUCUUAUAAUAGAAAGGCAAACCUUAGAACCACCAACAGAAAAUGGAAAUGAAAACAGUGUUUACGUUGCUGGUGGAGAUUACAAAGGAAUAGUUGUCAAUAAACAAGCAGUUGGUGUUACAAAUGGUGAAGUUGAUCCAGCACAUCUCUGCUUACAAUUCAGAGUAUUCUUAGUAAGUGCUCAAAGUGGAAAGCAUACACAAGAAUCCAGAACUCUUCAAUUUUGGUUUGUAGACACACUUUCAGAGUCUGAACAUCCAAGUGUGGCACAAGAAUUCUUUAGGGAAUUAGUGAGUCCUCAGGAAUUUCCGAGAGAUUAUGUUGGAUUUAUGAAGAAAAUAAUGAAAUUAAUGUUAAGUAAAUAUCCUACUAUUAAAAAGAUAGAGGUAGAGUUAAAACAACUUGAAGAACCAGUUAAUCUUCCAAGUAGACCAUUAUCAACAGAUGAAACAGUUACUGGUCAACUGGUUGAACUGACAUUAGAAAAAGUAUUAGAGCUUAUUGAAUCUGCUUAUCCAAAUCCAAUAACAGUGACUGACAUAGCAAAAGAACAUGGUUGGGACCCCUCUGCUGUUGAAGUAAAAUUAAAAGAAUUACAGGAGAAAGGUGUUGUUAAAGCAAUGGAACAUGGAGCAUUUACUAGGGUUGUACAUCAAGAUACACAAAUUCAAGUUGUAAAACAAAUGCCAACAAUGGCUAGUGCAAAACAACCUACUAUAGCAAUUAUCACUGCACAAUAUUGUGAAAAGUUAGCAGUUGAUUCAAUGAUUGAAAACAAGGAAACAUUUGUUCGCUAUACUACUGUCGGUACGGCAAGCUCACCUGAUGCAACAGAUGGAGUACCGCGAGUGACAUGUCGUUUUGGUGAGUCAAAUGUUUACACAUUAGGUAAUAUUGGUGCACAUAGAAUUGUUUGCACAAAACUGCCAACUGUAGGUCAUACAAGAGAAGCAAUGACUGCAGCAGGAAAUACAACCACCAGAUUAUUAGGUACAUUCCAAAAAGUUGAUUUUGUUUUCUUAAUUGGAAUUGGAGGUGGUGUACCACAUUAUACAGAUUAUAACAAGCAUGUACGACUUGGUGAUGUGGUUGUAUCCCAUCCUACUCCUCUUAAUAAGAAGUAUAUAUAUAUUUAUUGUGAAAGUGCAAAGACAAAUGAAACUGGUGAUUAUCAUUUUGAAACCAAAGAGUAUUGUCCACCAAAUUUAUGUCUUCAAGAAAUUGCUGUUAAUCUUAAAGAUCAGUCGGAGAAUGAAAUAAAUCCUCCAUGGCAAACGUACCUGAAGGAAGGUUUAAAUAUUUUAAUUAAUCAAACGGAGCAUGAUUUUAAACCACCACCGCCGGAGUCUGAUAAGUUAUACAUGGCUAUUGGUGAGAGGGACGUCAUUGAAGUUGCACAUCCUAUCGCACCUUUAGAUGCGACAUAUAAAAGAACAAAUGGUUGUCCACGAAUUCAUUUAGCACCUGUAGCAUCUGGGAGACAUAUUGCGCGGGAUGAUCAACUUAGACAGAAAUUUGCAGCUCGUUUUGGAGCUCUCGCAUUUGAUGCAGAAAUGGAUGCUGUAGUUGAAAGUAUUUUGGGUAAUUGUCGUGAAAGUUUUGCCGUUAUUCGAGGUAUUUCAGAUUAUAAAGAUGGUUCUCGUAUAAAGGAAUGGCAGCCUUACGCGUCUUUAGCUGCUGCUAGUGUAAUGAAAUCUAUCAUUUGCGCUAUGGAUCCACCUACUAACGUGUAA